Messenger RNA from Cercopithifilaria johnstoni, 1347 nucleotides. The record is from the annotation of a GenBank genome assembly. Lineage: Eukaryota; Metazoa; Nematoda; Chromadorea; Rhabditida; Onchocercidae.
AUGGUAUUCGCAUCUAAACAUUCCUGCUCAUCUGGCAUGUCACACAUUUCCAAAUAUUUAUCAUGUCAGAAAUCAUCUGAUGUCAAAUUCACGAUAUCCGCGGAGAAAAGGAAUGUGGCAUCGGUAUCGAACAAUAAUGUACUGCGAACUGAAAGUGAUGGAAGUGAUGAUGAUAUAGAGGAUACUGUAAAUGGAAGUAAACGUCAACGGCUUACACUUAUAAGAAACGGACAAAUAGUUGAACCAGGAGGGAUACAUGAAUCGAAAAACAGCAUAGUUAUACCGAUGGUGAAGCAGAAAGAUUGGAGGAUUGAACGUCUAUUGCAUAUGAAGAGCGAGGGUAAAUUAAAUGAGGAAGAGCUAGCGAAGCUGAACCUACUUACCGAGGCUGCUUCGUCAUCGAUUCUGGAGAACACAAAUAAAGUUGACGGUCAAAUCAACGAAGUUCUUAGCAAUGUGGACGCUGAUUAUGAUUCGGUACCGAUAGAAGUAUUUGGUCUUGCAGUAUUGCGAGGCUGUGGUUGGCAUGAAGGUGAAGGAAUUGGUAAAACAAACAAGAGGGUAGUGCCUCUGCAAAUCUCAUCCAGAAGGCCGAAAGGACUUGGAUUAGGUGCCGCUAUUGUGUCAAAAUCGACUAAUAAUAAUUCAGACGCAGAGAAAUUGAAUAGUUUAAAGAAAGCCUCUCUUGUGAAAAUUACAGGAGGAAUAUAUAGGAAUUUAUAUGGAAGAAUAGAGAGUUUCGAUGAAGAUAAUGCAAGCGUUAUUGUUCGGCUGGCUCUGGGUGACAAAAACGUUCGUGUUAGUCACUAUGCUGUGAUUUCGGUUACUAAUGAGGAGUACGAACGAAAAGGCAAGAACAUAGCAAAGCAUUCUCAUGAUGGGAAACAUUCAAAUGGUGAAAUCGAAUCGAAGGAUGAGAUGAGAAUGUCACAGGGGAAGAAUUAUGAGAAGCAGAAAUCAGAAAUUGUCAAACCAAAUAGAAAAGAUAUGUGGGCACGACCAGAACUGAAAGUGCGAUUCAUCGAUAAGAGAUUCAAGAAUGGAAAGCUCUAUAAUGAAAAGGUGCGGAUUUUGGAUGCAGCCGAUCGUGAAAACUGUGCUGUAGAAGAUUCUUCUGGAAAUAAAUAUUUCCAAAUCAAUGAACAGUGGCUGGAAACAGUCAUACCAAGAGAGAAAGGCACAAGGUUAAUGGUUGUGAAUGGUCCAUUUCGUGGAAAUAUUGCAGUACUGGAAGCAAGGGAUAAGAAAAAUCAUAUGGUUUUUGCUAGGCUGAUAACUACUAAUGAAAUUAUCACUGUGUGUUUUGAUGAUGUCUGUGAAUAUCUGGGCUCUUUCGAUGAGUUUUAG